This is a messenger RNA of Lytechinus pictus (painted urchin), 1777 nucleotides long. RefSeq lists its product as uncharacterized. The transcript has 8 exons. NCBI's taxonomy places the organism in Eukaryota, Metazoa, Echinodermata, Echinoidea, Temnopleuroida, Toxopneustidae. The record is from RefSeq and is a predicted model, not a curated record. The coding region runs from base 91 to 1266 and encodes 391 amino acids. Gene Ontology annotation, cellular component: plasma membrane.
AGCCAUACUCGUUUCUGACAUUUAGGCAUAAGGGUGACAGAAAAUUAUCCUACGUUAGAUUCAUCCCGAUAAUAAAAUUCUUGAUUCGAAAUGUGUAACCAGAGGAAAGUCGGUGGGAGUUGUGGCGGCAUUAAUCUUCUAAAAAUUCUGCUUUUAACGUGUCUGACAACAUCAUCGUCAUCUGCCUUCUUCGAGAUAACCUCUCUAAGUUUAGGAGAUGCGUCAGGAGUUUGGAGAGGGGUGCCAGAGGUACAUGUAGACAUCGGGACAAGCCUUCAUGACCGCAGAAAUGCUCAAAUAUGUAUGGAUGACACUUACUGGAAUACUGAAAUUGCUGAUGCCAUCUGCCAGUAUCAUGGAUUCGAAAGCUAUAUGGUGAUCAAGGAAACAACACCUCCAGCGCAAGGGUUCAUCUUUGAUGGAUAUGCAGUCUGUAAUAGAAUUGAAAACUCUAAUGUACUGUUGGAAUGCGAAUUUAGAGAGACAUGUGACAACGUUCCUACUAUAUCUUGCAAAGUUCCUGGGUACGACGGAUGCUACAAUGAAACAUAUACUGAUCCAUUCUUUUCUAAUGGCGUGAAAGCAGAUUUAGGAGCUCAGUCUCUUGAUAUUCAGACCUGUGCUACAGCCUGUAGUGAUAGUUCAUAUCUAGGACUUACGAAGGGCCAGGACUGUAUCUGUGGAUCAACACUAGGGGAUCGUAGUCUUGUAGGAGAUUGUGAUCUGGGAUGUCAAGGAGAUGAUCUACAGAUUUGUGGGGGAUCAACUAGUAUAUCAGUGUACAAUGUGGAUACGCUUGGUCGCUGUAUCUCUGAACCUGUUGAUCUGAUUCCCGAUGAACUACUUUACAUAACAUCUCCGGGAUUUCCUGGUGCGGCUACCAUGAUGUCAUGUACGUGGAAGGUAUCGAUCAAUGUUCAAACUUUACAUAACCUCGAGGUACUGACGGUAGCCUCACUAGCCUCGGGCAACCAACUUCACAUAACAUCUCAAGUUAUCCGAGUCUCCCUCAACGGAGGCAAUGCAAGGAGUCGUGUUGCAAGAAAACCUUAUGAUUAUCUCCAAGACACGAUCACGGUCACAUACAAUGCCUCGACUCUCCCUGGUUCAACAAACUUCAACAUCAAAUUCAGCCUAACAGCGAGCACUCCUCUACCAACUAAUAUCCCAGUGGUGGACUCCACGACUUCUAGUGCUGGUCGUACUCUUAGCAGCUUUAUAGGUUUCUUUGUUGGAGUAAUAGUCGCUUCUCUCCCUUUCGUUUAAAGCAACAAUCCGAUUCACCACCAACCUAUCCAAUUAGUAUGAACAGACGAAGAACAAGAGAUCGGACUAAGAAUUUAAAUCCGUUUAUCUCAUUCUGCAUGGAAAAUAUGUUUUGAAAAUUUUUUGGGUGCCAAGGCAAAGACCGACACAAGAUGACAAAGUAAAAUAAUGAUGUAGGUAGUGUGUUGUUUGAUAUAUGCCUUUAACCCCAUUUUAACACAGUACGUGAGUAUUUCAUGGCAAUACAUUCAGUCGGCACUCGGCCGAUGAACAACAAACAAUUGCGAUUAUUUAAAAUGGGAAGAAGAGGGUGACUUGAAUUUGCAUGAUAUCUAAAAAAAAAUGUAUAUGAGCAUUGAUCGUCCUCUGGUUUGUACAUGGUAUACGGCAUAUACACAAAACAUAAAACGCUGUAAAACAUACCAUACAAACAUAACAAUGACUUACACAAGACUGUGAGUAAACUUAGAUUGGAUAAUAAUAAUAUUUAGAAUGUUGUGUCAGUGUCCAG